Molecule: messenger RNA, 8559 nt
Organism: Mauremys mutica (yellowpond turtle)
Lineage: Eukaryota; Metazoa; Chordata; Testudines; Geoemydidae
Gene: ANKRD52
Product: ankyrin repeat domain 52
Exons: 28
Coding region: 96-3317 (1073 amino acids)
Molecular function (GO): protein binding
Source: RefSeq, a predicted model, not a curated record
GUCCCUCCCCGCCCCGCAGCCGCCGGAGCCGGAGCCGCCGCGGCCGGAGCCUGAUGCCGGGAGCUCGGCGCUGAGCGGGGGGCUCGGGCCCGGAGAUGGGGAUUCUCAGCAUCACGGACCAGCCUCCUCUGGUCCAAGCCAUCUUCAACCGUGAUCUAGAGGAGGUGAGGUCAUUGCUGAACCAGAAAGAGAAUAUCAAUAUAUUGGACCAAGAACGACGAACCCCACUGCAUGCUGCUGCCUACUUAGGAGAUGUCCCAAUCAUUGAGCUCCUAAUACUGUCAGGUGCUAACGUAAAUGCAAAGGACACUGUGUGGCUAACCCCGCUGCAUCGCGCCGCAGCUUCCCGCAAUGAGAAGGCACUUAACCUCCUCCUGAAGCACUCAGCGGACGUCAACGCCCGCGAUAAGUUCUGGCAAACGCCGCUCCACGUCGCUGCUGCCAACAGAGCCACCAAGUGCGCGGAGGCCAUCAUCCCCCUGCUGAGCAGUGUCAACGUGGCGGAUCGCACGGGCCGCACAGCGCUGCACCACGCCGUGCACAGCGGCCACAUCGAGAUGGUGAACUUGCUCUUAAACAAGGGAGCCAGCCUGAGCACGUGUGACAAGAAGGAGCGUCAGCCCAUCCACUGGGCAGCCUUCCUAGGGCAUUUGGAAGUUCUGAAGCUGCUGGUGGCCCGGGGCGCUGACGUCAUGUGUAAGGAUAAGAAGGGUUACACCUUGCUCCACACCGCAGCAGCCAGCGGCCAGGUCGAGGUCGUGAAACAUCUGCUGAGGCUGGGAGUUGAGAUCGAUGAACCCAAUUGCCUUGGGAACACUGCACUUCACAUCGCCUGUUACAUGGGCCAGGACGCCGUGGCCAAUGAACUCGUCAACUACGGCGCCAACGUCAAUCAGCCCAACGAGAAGGGCUUCACCCCUCUGCACUUUGCUGCCGUCUCCACCAAUGGGGCCCUUUGCCUGGAGCUCCUCGUGAACAAUGGCGCUGACGUGAACUUUCAGAGUAAGGAAGGGAAGAGCCCUUUGCAUAUGGCUGCCAUUCACGGACGGUUUACGCGUUCUCAGAUCCUCAUACAGAACGGCAGCGAGAUAGACUGUGCUGACAAAUAUGGCAAUACCCCCCUCCAUGUUGCUGCUAGAUAUGGCCACGAGCUGCUAAUUAGUACUUUGAUGACGAAUGGUGCUGACACUGCAAGGCGUGGAAUCCAUGACAUGUUCCCUCUGCACUUAGCUGUUCUCUUUGGAUUUUCAGACUGUUGUCGUAAGCUACUUUCCUCAGGUCAGCUGUACAGCAUCGUCUCCUCGCUGAGCAACGAGCACGUGCUGUCCGCGGGUUUCGAUAUCAACACGCCUGACAACCUUGGGAGGACGUGCCUCCAUGCUGCUGCUUCUGGAGGGAACGUUGAAUGUCUUAAUUUGCUGUUGAGCAGCGGUGCUGACUUGAGGAGGAGAGAUAAAUUUGGAAGGACUCCACUGCACUACGCAGCUGCCAAUGGCAGCUAUCAGUGUACGGUGACACUGGUCACUGCCGGAGCCAGUAUUAACGAGACGGACUGUAAAGGCUGCACUCCCUUACACUAUGCUGCUGCUUCGGACACGUACAGGAGAGCGGAGACUCAUUCAGGAAACAGCCAUGACACUGACGAGGAGCCACUGAAGGAGUCCAGAGUGAAGGAGGCAUUCUUUUGUUUAGAGUUCUUACUGGAUAACGGUGCGGACGCGUCGCUCCGGGACAAGCAGGGAUACACCGCUGUCCACUAUGCAGCUGCCUAUGGCAACAGACAGAACCUCGAGCUGCUCCUGGAAAUGUCUUUUAACUGCCUGGAGGACGUGGAAAGCACCAUCCCAGUCAGCCCUUUGCACUUAGCUGCCUAUAACGGUCACUGUGAAGCCCUGAAGACACUAGCCGAAACCCUCGUGAACCUUGACGUGCGGGACCACAAAGGGCGGACGGCGCUGUACCUUGCCACGGAGAGGGGCUCCACGGAGUGCGUGGAGGUGCUCACCAGCCACGGCGCUUCCGCCCUCGUGAAGGAGAAGAAGAAGAAGUGGACGCCGCUCCAUGCUGCAGCUGCCUAUGGGAACACAGAUUCCCUACACCUUCUGAUCGACAACGGGGAGCGGGCAGAUCUCACCGAUGUUAUGGACAUCCAUGGCCAAACCCCACUGAUGCUGGCGAUCAUGAACGGCCACGUCGACUGCGUCCAUCUCUUGCUGGAGAAGGGAUCCACAGCAGAUGCAGCAGACAGGAGAGGCAGGACUGCGCUGCAUCGAGGGGCGGUGACGGGGUGUGAGGACUGCCUGGGAGCCCUGCUGGAUCACGAUGCCUUUGUAUUGUGUCGGGAUUUCAAGGGUCGAACCCCGAUCCAUUUUGCGUCGGCGUGUGGGCAUUCAGAAAUCCUGAGGACCUUGCUGCAGGCAGCGCUCUCUACUGACCCUCUGGACUCCGUGGUCGAUUACAGCGGCUACUCACCGAUGCACUGGGCUUCGUACAGCGGACAUGAAGAUUGUCUUGAAUUGUUACUUGAACACAAUCCAUUUGUGUACCUAGAAGGAAACCCCUUUACUCCAUUGCACUGUGCAGUAAUUAACAGCCAGGAAGGCACUGCUGAAAUGCUGGUGGAAGCAUUGGGUGCCAAGAUUGUUAAUAGCAGAGAUGCCAAAGGAAGGACACCCCUUCACGCUGCUGCCUUUGCAGACAACAUCCACGGUUUACAGCUGCUGCUGCGUCACCAGGCUGAGGUAGACACGACUGACCAGUUGGGAAGGACCCCUCUCAUGAUGGCUGCUGAGAACGGGCAGACCGCAGCAGUCGAGUUCCUGCUGUAUAGAGCGAAAGCAGAUUUAACUGUGCUGGACGUCAACAAGAACACAGCUCUUCACCUGGCCUGCAGCAAGGGUCAUGAAAAGUGUGCCUUGUUGAUCCUGGGGGAAACCCAAGACCUUGGCCUUAUCAAUGCAACUAACAGUGCUCUGCAGAUGCCGCUUCAUAUUGCAGCUCGGAAUGGGCUAGCCUCUGUUGUCCAGGCCUUGCUCAGCAGAGGUGCCACUGUACUUGCUGUGGAUGAAGAAGGUCACACCCCAGCCUUGGCUUGCGCCCCCAACAAGGAUGUUGCAGACUGCCUGGCACUUAUCCUCUCCACCAUGAAGCCUUUUCCACCUAAAGACGCCAUCAGCCCUUUCAGCUUCAACCUCCUCAAGAACUGCGGCAUUGCAGCCAAAACAGCGGCCUGCGGGGCCCUGCCCAACGGCAGCACGUGCCCGUACACCACGGACCGGCACAAUGCUAUCGGCUUAGACGGCUGUUACUCGGAGUAGCUUAAACCAUGGGUAUCUAAUAUCUUAUUCUAUUUAUUUAGAAAUUCUAUAAAUAUAGGGCACUUUAAAGGAGAACAAGACUGGACAGGCCUUCACACAGGGCUUGGCAACCGAUGUUAGAGCUUCCUCUUCUGCCUAGGCCCUCACUCGGUUGCCAGCAGCUAAUUGACUUAAUGAGCAGCUGGCAAAGAGCCUUUCCUCUCCCCGUGUUCCGUGCAGGCGAACCCCUCCUGGAGCCCCGGCUGGGAAAAGCAGCCCCGCUGCAUUAGCACAGCUGGUCCCAGGCACGGGCCAGGGAAUGUUUCAGGUUUUCUGAAAAAGGGACUUUCUGAUUUCUAACUUCCGGUUUCUCCCCGUUGGGAAGCUCCUUAGGAGGGCAGCCCUGCUUGGUUCUUCUGCAGUGCACUCCUCCCGUCACCACACCCAAACCGUCUCUUGGUGACCGCCGAGCUCUGAGGCGGCAGCGAUCAAUCAGCCGUAGAGGGCUGCUCAUUGCUAGGAGGGCUUCUCCACCACUAGGAAUUGGAUUGCCAAUUCCUUUCGCCCAGUAGCUGGGAAGAACGUUUGGUCCCUCCCAGCCCUGAGGUUGGAUUGACUUUGGAGCCAGUUUUGUUUCAAAUCCUCCACCUGGAACUUCCCUUUCUGCCUCUAACCCUCCGCUUUCCUUUCAGUUCCCCUCCCGUGCGCCCGACUCUGCAGCGUGCCGGCUCUGUUCAUUCCACAGUUGCCCCGUCUGGCCAGAAAGCGGAAACUUGAACUUGGUGGGAGGGGAUUAGACAAGCGAGCGACUGCUCAGUGGUGGGCAUUAGCACCUGGGCAAGUGCCACUGUAACUGCUCCUUCAUCUGAAUCGUUUUGUUUUCAUGCUCAUCCUUUGAUUCCAAUAAGAACACUUGAAUCCCGAACUACUGUACCCAGGAUAUUGAGAUAACCUCUGGCAGCUCUCACUCCUUCAUAUGCAAAAACGGGUGCUACUGUCCAUCCGCCGCGGUCUGCUCCGAGCCCCACGUUUGCACUGCUGGAAUAUUCCCUCCCCACACCAGGCACUUUAGGGAUUCUAAUUUUUUUCUUCUUUGGAUCCUGAGAGGCGAUUCCUUCUUAAGUUUUGUUCCUCUCCGUAUUGCGCGGCCAUUCCCAUGUGAGAGUACGUCAGUGUUGCUUUUUAACAUUUAUUUAUAACGAAAUGAGCUUUUACGUUUUAAAAAAAAACACACACAAAAAAAUUCUGAAAGUUUUAACCUUUUAAGGAAAAAAAUGCACUUCAAAGUCCUCAUUCACAACCCUAAGUCUGUAUUUAUUUUUCUAACGUGGCAUCUUGGCAGGUUUUAUUAGCGUGUGUGUAUGUGGGAUUGGUGUUUUCAUUUUAGUGUUGUUGGUUUUUUUUUAUUUUAAAAAUCCUAUUUAUAAUGCAUGUUUUAAACAUUCAAGAAUGUGCACUACUUUUUUUUUUAAUUACUGUAACAGUAUCGUGCAAAAAAAAAAAAAAAAACCCCACAAAAAACCUUUCACCAUAUCGCAAGUCUGUUUGAAGCCAAAGACUGGGAUGUUAGCGAUCAGAGCGGGUCAACAGGGCAAAAACAUUUGAUGUACGAUCUUUUCCACUGAUUCUCUUUCCUUUUGCAGCCCUGGGGGUGGGAUAACCUCCUGGUUCUCAGACUAUAGUCAGUGACGCGUGCACGCGUUGAAAGAAAUAUUUUGAGAACCAAGCCUUGGGCUGGGGCCAGGGGGACGUCCAGGAACGGAUCUCUCUCCUUUUCAUUCAGCAGAGCAUCGGCGCUAGUCACUUUCUCUUCUUGGUCAGUAAGACUGUUACAGGAAAUGGGUGAGCCGUAAGUGUUGGCUGUCCUGCCUAAGUUACAUCUAUUACAAAAAUCAGCAUUUCUUGGAUCAAAAUAGCAUAUUUUUAAAUGAAGGUGAAUUCUGGUUUUCUUUUUGGUUUUUUUUUUUUUGGCCAGACAUUUACGUUACGUGAAAUGGGCAUUGCAACGAAUUGCUGUUUCCCGCAGGCAAUGACAGACCGCCCCCUUUCCAAAAGAGCACCAAAUAGGGAGCGGAGAGACGGGAUGCUGGCCGUAGCUGCAUGCUGGCAGCCGGCAGAGAGAGGUGCUUUAUCCGGGCAGGAGUAGAGUCUGGAAUAGCGAGCAGCUCCUGUUGCACUGUUAGUUUCUUUUACCAAAGUUUAACUCUUAGAACCAAAUGUGAAGUUACAGUCUUGGCCUUUGGGUGGUCAGCGCAUCUUCCUUUCAUUUCACGGAAGGGUUUCACCCGGAGAGUAGCAGAGACUUGGGUGGCAUUUCUGUUUGUUUUUCCUCUUGAAAGUCGUCUUUUUUUAUCCUCACUGCACCAGCUGAGCUUGGUCUCCCUUAGCGUUACCAUCCGACACUCCAGCUCAGCAAAACUCUUGAAACAGGGACUGCCGAGGGAACGCUCCGUGUGUAGAAAGUAGCCAGUUCUGGUCUUCAGAGAGGGCCUAAAAUCCUCCGAUGGGGAAGGAAGAAAAGGCAGAGAGCCAGCUUGUUUCCCUCAAUGUCAAUAAAACCUUCCUUGCUGGUGUCUCUGAUAGUCUAGAAAUCCAACGCACAAGAGCAGAGUGAGGAUUUCUCUCCACCCACUGGAUGCUGGACCAUUCUGUGACCAGUCCUUUCUUCCCCUUCUGAAACGUGUUACAAAAGGCUCAGUUCUUAGGUACGUUGCGGCAAGAUCAAUUCCCCCCUCGCCUCCACCCUCAGCACUAAAGUUCUCUACCUUGAUAGCAAGUGUUACCUUUCUACACCGAAUACCUCAGUUCGGAAUCAAACCACACAAAACUUGAAUGAAAGAUCCUCUUGGAAGAUCGUUUUCAGUAUUCUGCAGAGGGAGAACUGGAAAAAAAAACAAACGAAACGACUUGUUUACAUUAUUGUUGAGUUCGGGUACUUGCCUCUUGCAAUGCUUUCUCUUUUCAUUUUUUAAAUACUGAAUUCAGGCACUGCCUAGUUCUCAGCCUUCAAAUAAGCCCCUGUAACAUUUCCUGUAACGGGGCAGGAAUAUGGGUCCAAAGUCAAGAUUUGUCCUCUCUCUCCCCGCCCCUCCCCGGGCAAAUGUCCUUCUCUUGCUGUGCGGCAGCAGGCCUGAGCAUUCAGAAGCGUAUCAGAGCACUACACUGAGAAAGCUGUGCAGGUCUGGAAGCCUUGGCUUCCCUUAUCUUUGUCCUUUUCCUGGGGGUUUGAAGGAACAGUGACAGAAUUGCUGGGGUGAGUCACAGAGACCUGGCACAUUUAGGGCACGGGAGAAUUCCUUUAACAGCUCAGUAGUUUUGAGUGAAAUCCUCGCCCUGUUGAAGUAAAUGGCCAAGUUCCUGUUGACUCCAAGACUUGGGUUUCACCCUCGUGUGCGCAUGUACAGCAGAGGGCAAGACCCACGUCCGUGCAGCACUGGGAUAAUUUUAAUGCCAUCUUACUUUAAUUUUAAUUAAAUAUCACGGGGAGGAUUUCAAAAUCAUUUCAAACAAGGGCAGCUGUUUUCCCCUCUUCCGGGCAAGGGAAUAUCUUAGCAUAGUGUUUGGAGCGUGCUUCUUUUUUUAGUAUAGUGGCAUUAAGCUUUUUUUUUUUUUUUUUAAUUAAGAGGAAAAAAAUGGCCUUUGGUUUGCCUUGUUUUCAUGCUGUAAUGCGUUACCUCUUCACUUGACAUGGUAAAGACUAAACUCUGACAAGACAAUCAAUGUGAUCUCUCUAAGGGCUUCAGCAUGUCUUCGCUCCGCUGCAGCGUACUUUUUAAUUUAAUUUUAUUUGCUCUUAGUACGUUUUUGGGGAUUAUUUUUACUCCUCCCCUUGUGUCUUUUUUUUUAAAUAAUAAUAAUAAUAAUAAUACCGGAGCGGAAAACCAUUCCAGCAGUGCAUCCGCGGGGGGGCUGGGGGGGGUGGAAAUUGGCCAUUUCUACCGCAGGCGCUAGUCUUGUUCUCCUUUAACGCUGUAAUGUAAACAUUUGACAGCACAGCUUGACAAUUUAAGUAAUAAUCAAAGUGUUUGGUAAUAAUGCAUUAUUUUGCUAAACGAGAUUUGUGAUGGUUUCCCUAGUGCAUUGUAAAGAGGGUCGGAGGGAAACUUCCGCUCGUGGGCCCCCCCCCCCGUCCCCCAACUUUGUGUCUCUCGACACCUCAUUGGCAUCGGCAUAAGAACGUUACGUGUUUUGUGUGUGGCGGCAGGGGGGCCUUCUCUAACCCUUCCUGCACACAGACCUUUAUGCCAAAGUCAGACCAUUCCUGCUUGUCGUUCUGUUAGGCUCUGUGCAUAGAUUUGGCGUAGAGUGAACCUUUUCCGCUCCCCCCAGUGCCACUUCAUUUUUAAAAACGAAACGGGUGUGGAAUUGCCCCCUCCCCUCCCAGAAAAGGAAGUUUCUCUCCAAGCCCUCGCUUCACAGCACUUGCUUCAAGCACUUUUGUUAAAACCUGAGAGUCUGGUUUCUCUUUAGUGACCCACAGGAUAGAGAGCAGCGGGGAGGGGGGGCGGGAGGGGCGAGAGAUGAGUGUCUGGGGGGGUUCUAUUUUAAUGUUGAAAGUUUCCGUUUCUAGGGAAUGAAUGAACAAAGGGAAGUUGCUUUUAAAAAAAAAAAAAAACAGCACAAAUGCAUUUCAACUCAAAAGAUGUAUUUGCACUGCCAUUGUUAGACACGCUGCCAGACAGGCAGCUCAACUGAGCCAUAUAACUGCUGACAAACACUGAAUGUAACGUCCUUGACCAGGGCUGUCCUGGGAAGCUAGGAAUUGGCUUUAUUCUCGAUGAGCACUUCCAUGAAUUCAAAAAUAACCUGAGGAGGAUGAUACCGUCGUCACUUUUGUUUAGGUUCCCGAGUCACAGCAGAUUAGAGGCUUCUCUGGUUUUGGUUUUUUCCCCUGUAACAGUCUGAUUUUCUCCCCCUUGUCCUACAAGGAGGGAGAGUGGGUGGUCAGUCCCAGAUCUGCACAUCCCAGCCGCUGAGCUCGGGAGGUAGCACUAAAAACACAGCUCCGAAGGGGAACGAGUAAGCUUUAUUUCCCAGGACGCUCCCAGCGCUUACGUGGCUUCUGUCCGGACAACGGACCUGUGUCGUUUUUCUGAGCGUAUCAGAUUAUAAGUAUUAGUAAAACAAAAAUAAAAAUCAACCUUUUUUUUUUUUUUUUUGGUUAGGUGGGAGCAGCAGGGGUGGGGAACAGCACUGAGAUCUCCCCAAUCUCUUGUCCCACCCCAUCAAAAAAAUAAAAUAAAAUAAAAAGGAUCAACUUCCA